Grus americana (Whooping crane) is the source of this 2642-nucleotide messenger RNA. RefSeq names its product nicalin (gene NCLN). Bases 79 to 1767 code for a protein of 562 amino acids. The transcript is spliced from 16 exons. Gene Ontology annotation, cellular component: endoplasmic reticulum membrane. The record is from RefSeq and is a predicted model, not a curated record. Gene Ontology annotation, biological process: regulation of signal transduction. NCBI's taxonomy places the organism in Eukaryota, Metazoa, Chordata, Aves, Gruiformes, Gruidae.
CGCGUCGCGUGUGCCGCGUCGCGUCGCGUCGUGCGUGCCGGUGGAGCAGGCCGCAGCGGCGGGGCCGGGGCCGCGGCGAUGCUGGAGGAGGCGGGCGAGGUGCUCGAGUCGGUGCUGAAGGCCUCGUGCCUGCCGCUCAGCUUCCUGCUCUUCGUCCCCGCCGUGCUCCUGCUCCUGGGCCCGCCGCCCGCCGCUGAGGCCGCCCACGAGUUCACGGUCUACCGCAUGCAGCAGUACGAGCUGGGCGGGCAGCCCUACGGCACCAGGAGUGCAGUGCUUAACACAGAAGCCCGCACUGUAGAAGCAGACGUCCUGAGCCGCCGUUGCGUCAUGAUGCGGCUGGUGGAUUUCUCCUAUGAGCAGUACCAGAAGGCUCUCCGCCAAUCAGCUGGUGCUGUGGUGAUCAUCUUGCCACGAUCUAUCUCUUCUGUCCCACAGGAUGUUGUAAGGCAAUUCAUGGAGAUAGAGCCAGAAAUGCUUGCUAUGGAAACCAUUGUGCCAGUCUACUUUGCAGUGGAAGAUGAAGAGCUGCUGUCUAUCUAUGAACAAACGCGGGCUGCUUCUGCAUCGCAGGGUUCUGCAUCAGCUGCAGAAGUUCUGCUGCACACGGCAACUGCCAAUGGCUUCCAGAUGGUGACCAGCGGGGUUCAAAGCAAAGCUAUCAAUGACUGGCUCAUACCCAGUGUGGAGGGAAGGCUAACGGGGCUGGGUGGAGAAGACCUACCCACUGUUGUGAUAGUUGCCCACUACGAUUCUUUUGGAGUGGCUCCAUGGCUGUCACAUGGUGCUGACUCCAAUGGCAGUGGUAUCUCAGUGCUACUGGAACUAGCCAGGCUGUUUUCCCGACUCUACACCUACAGACGUACCCAUGCUGGGUAUAACUUGCUGUUCUUUGCAUCUGGAGGUGGCAAGUUUAAUUAUCAAGGAACCAAGCGGUGGCUGGAAGACAAUUUGGACCACACUGAUUCCAGCCUGCUGCAGGACAACGUAGCAUUUGUUCUCUGCCUUGAUACUCUGGGCCGAGGCAAUAGCCUUCAUCUCCAUGUCUCAAAGCCUCCCAAGGAAGGGACCUUGCAGCAUGCGUUUCUGAGAGAACUGGAGAUGGUUGUUGCUGGCCAGUUCCCAGAGGUGAAGUUUUCCAUGGUGCACAAGAAGAUAAACUUGGCUGAGGACAUGCUGGCAUGGGAGCAUGAACGUUUUGCAAUCCGACGCUUGCCAGCAUUCACCAUCUCCCAUCUGGAAAGCCACCGGGACAGCCUGCGCAACAGCAUCAUGGAUAGGAGGGCACGAAUAGACACUAAGGCACUAACCAGGAAUACUAGGAUCAUUGCUGAGGCUUUGACAAGGGUCAUCUACAACCUAACCGACAAGGGAGCACCUGCAGAUCUGCAGAUCUUCACGGAUCAGAUGCAGAUCCAGCAGGAGCAACUAGAAUCAGUGAUGGACUGGCUGAGCAGUCAGCCCAGGGCUGCCCAGCUGAUUGAUAAAGACAGCACCUUCCUCAACACCUUAGAAUAUUAUAUGGGUCGCUACCUGAAGGAUGUAAAACAACAUCAUGUAAAGGCAGACAAACGAGACCCUGAGUUUGUUUUCUAUGACCAGCUGAAACAGGUGAUGAAUGCAUACAGGGUCAAGCCAGCAAUCUUUGACCUGCUUCUGGCUGUCUGUAUCGCAGCCUACCUUGGUGUUGCCUAUGUUGCAGUGCAGCACUUUGGCCUCCUUUACAAGAUGAUACAGAGAUUAUCCCUUAAAACCAAGCAGCAGUGAAGCAACAAGUCAUCCCUCAUACAGCAGCACUGAGCCAUCGGAUUUAAGCACUGGAGCUGUUGGUUCCUUCUGUCCGCUCUCACCCACACAGGCCUAACGGGGAUUGUCUACGAGUAGUUUGGACUAUUGUAGUUUAUCUCCCAAGUAACAGAGGUUGGUUUAUCGUUAUAAGUACUACUGUGCAAUAUGAACUCCACCCUUGUACUCAGUGCUAAGAGGAAAGCGCCUGAAGCCAAAAUGGAACGAGGUACCCCACUAUCUGUGGCUGGAGGAGUCAUGACAAUCUAUUUAGGCAUUUAAAACCACAGACACCCAAAAUUGUUGUGGGGCUUGGUUUGUUUUUUUUUUUUUUAUUUGUUUGUUUUAAAUCAUGCCCUCUCGUGUUGUUCAUAGCACAAGCCAAAAUACCGAGUUUCUCCUGCACCUUGUGGUCAAACUGGGUUUUACAUUUAAGAGCCAUUCAGUUUUCACUUACUGAUCUGAAAUGAUAGGGGUGCUACUAUAUGCCUCAGUAAAUUGGGCCUCUGGGUACUCAAAUGUGGGCUCCUGCUUGCUCAUUUUGAUUUGUUUAGUUUCUGUUUGUAGUUAUUGGAUAGCAACUUCAAAGUUAUAAUCUGGAAUAUUUGCAGCUCAGGAAAAAGAGUUGAUUUAUCUAGUAAUGUUAACUCAAUUAUUUAUCUCUUGUGUGUCCUAAAGAACAAAUGUAUAUCGAGGUGGAUAUUUAAAAGCUAAUAGAAAAUUCAAUGCAGUUGAUUUACAUAUUUUUUUCUGACUAUAAAUGUAAUAAUAUUUAAGUAUUUUAACAUUUUUCAUUUCUUUAUUUGUUUGUCCCUUUUUCCCUUGGAAAAAUAAACCGAGUGAGUAGGUUUGAUGAA